GAGAGGAAGAAUGGGAGGAGCAAUGAAAAAAACAGAAGCAGAGCACAAAGAAAAACAUUCAGUGAAGCAGCUGCACAGUUUGGGUGUCUGAUAAAGGAAGUACACAGAGUUGUUGCAUUUUGUGUGUGGAGUGGGCUUCUGUGCAUUUUGAUUUACUUUUGAACAGUGUGCGAACCUUAAUAUUAUUAUCUUCAACAUGGAUGCCUUUCAAUCUGUGCUGAGGUUUGUAAUGAAUCAGAAAUCUACAAUAGGAUACAGUUUCAUGGCUAUCUUGACAAUUGGGGGUGAGCGUAUCUUUUCUAUGGUUUCCUUCCAGUGUCCGUGCAACAGAAGCCAAAAUUUUUUCUAUGGCCUGACUUUCCUUCUAAGCCCAGCUUUUGUUUUAUUAGUUCUUGGGUACUUUUUCAGUACGAGAAUGUGGAGACUCUUCACUGGGUGUUGCCUCAACCCUCUGAAACUGUGUCCCAGAGGCAACUGCUUGGGCUGUGUGAAAGUCUUCAUCCGAAUCUCCGUGGGGGCUUGUGUGGCUCCUGUGAUGUGGCUUUCCGUGGCUCUGCUGAACGGGACAUUCUAUGAAUGUGCGGUGAGUGGUCUGGAAUCCAAUGAAGUAGUCAACCUUUUCUGUAAGAAUAAAACGUACAAAUGCAAGAUGGAGUUGCCGCGAGUACCCUGUGGGAAAUCUAACCUGCCCAAAGAAGACAAUCAGGAGCUUUUGCUGAUGCUGCGUGCACAAUCUCAGAUUCUAGGGUGGUGUAUCAUUAUUUGUGCUGCAACGGCCGGAUUGAUUGGUAUCUGCUGUAAUAACUGUCGAUCUCAAGUGAGCUACUUACAGCUCACCUUCUGGAGAAGGUACAUUGAGAAGGAAAAGGAACAGUUUGAACACUAUGCCGAAGAUUACGCAACCAAGCUGGCCAACAGAAAUCUGAAGAGCUUCUUUGAAAACCGAGAUCCUGAGGCAUUCCCUUUCCCAGAUCACACUGCCUGGGAAGAAAUUUCAAAACUGUACACCUUCUCUACAAGUGAGCAGUACUACAGCACCUUGCAGAGGUAUGUAGAUCGUGCAGAGAGGGACCAUACAGAUGAAAGAAAACCAGUUUUGGCUUUUGAAGAAGAAAUAGAAAUGUCCUAAGGAGAUGGAAGUUCCCUCUCCAUAAAGCAUCGUAAGCCUUUUUUUAUUCAUUGAAUGUACAGUCAUUGUUAAAGACUACAGAACACAAACUCUGUUAUAAAGUUCCAUUAUUUACAAUUCAGAACUGUAAUAGUAUGAAUUCCUGCUCUCUAAAAAUAUUUUUUAUUUCAAUUUUCUUUGUGUAUUUUAUUUUAUUUUUUAUUAUUUCAAUUUUAUUUCUAAAUUGAAUUGAAGGACUGUGUUGUUUUUGUAACACCCCAUACUAAUCCGAAUAAUAACAAUCCAUGUUAAGCCAAGCUAGUGUGCACCACAUCUGUAGCGCAAAUGGUAAUGGCAAAGGCUGUGGAUUUUUUUUCACAAGAUAUCAAAGUCAGUCCCGUACGAACUAUGUAUUAUUGCUUUUGAAUUGUCAAUGUAGAGAUUAUUCUUUCUUAAGUUUUGUCAAUGCAAUUCUGUUUUUGACCAGAAUUAUUAACAAACUCUAAAAUAUAUUUUUGUCAAACA
Molecule: messenger RNA, 1633 nt
Organism: Lepisosteus oculatus (spotted gar)
Lineage: Eukaryota; Metazoa; Chordata; Actinopteri; Semionotiformes; Lepisosteidae
Product: calcium homeostasis modulator protein 5-like
Cellular component (GO): plasma membrane
Molecular function (GO): monoatomic cation channel activity
Source: RefSeq, a predicted model, not a curated record